UUUCACGGUCUGGGACCGCUUGCAGUCCGGUUUCUUUCUUGUUUUGUUUGCUGGUCAUUCACCCGCUUGCUCUUCUUUCCGUCUGUCUGCUGUCUUUCGCAUCUCCAUCCCUGAUUGGGUGCCUCUCAUCCCUCCAUCCCACCCUUUCUUGUACAUAUUGCCUUGCCCUCAUAUUCCGCAAACAUGGGCUACAUACUUCAAGCUCUUCUCCUCGCAGCGUCUGCGACGCGAGUUCUCGGGUCAUGCUCAUACGGCACUUUUCUCCAACCUCGGGCCGAAGAUGGCGCCGUGCCUAUCAGCACCUUUGGGUAUUUCGGGGCCAAGGGGCCCCUCAACUGGGCUGCACUUGAAGUGCCCGCCAACUCGGCUUGCGCCACCGGCACCCGCCAGUCACCCAUCAACAUGGUAGCCGGCGUCUUCAACCUCGUUGCCGCCACGGACCUCGUCAUCGAGGUGCCAAACUUCCCAGAAGGCACCGAGUUCGAGAACCUCGGCUCCACAGUCGAGGUCAUCGCCAAGGGUGGCAAGCUCGCCUUUGCCGGCAAGGAGUUUGAGCUCGAGCAAUUCCACUUCCAUCUCCCGAGCGAGCACCUCGACAAUGGCACGAGCCAAGCCAUGGAGAUGCAUAUGGUCUGGCAGUCAGCCACCAAGGAAAUUGCCGUUAUUGGAGUUUACAUCGAGAUCGCCAAGGAGGGAGCCGCAGCCGCACCAGCAGCCGUCGCUGCACCAGCAGCAGCAGCACCAGCUCGGGAAGUAGUUGCGGGGGCACCAGGGGCGGAAGUAGUACCACCGGGAGUAGUGGUGGCGGUAGGAGAAGGACCAGCUCGCCGCCGUAGGUUCCAACAACGCAGGCAAGCAGCCCCAGCCCGGGGCCCCACCACCCUCCUCGAGACCAUCUUCAGCGUCGCCGAUCAGAUCAAAGUUCCCGGCACAAAGACCAAGACGCCGCCAUUGGUCCUAACUGAGGUGGUCGACAUCCUGAAGUCUGGGGCUUUCCAAGGGUACUCGGGCUCGCUCACCACGCCGCCCUGCAGCGAGGGUGUCAACUGGAACGUGGCCACGGCCAAGCUGUCGAUCCUGCCUGCCACCUUUGAGCGCGUCCGCAACAUCAUCGGCUUCAACUCGAGGAUCCCGCAGAACACCCCCGGCUUGCCGAACAUCGUGCAGGUGGGCGGCGCCGCGGCAAUGGCUGCGCUUGUCGCGACGAAGUAAAGGACGGGGCGGAGGCAAUAAAUGAAUACAAAGAAGGAAGAUAUAUUUGCAUGGGAUAUGGGGUUAUACCUUGGGAGAUAGAAAUAAUAGACGCCAGCGGCAUGCUGCAUAGGCAGUUACAAGACACGGAUGUUGACACUUACUCACUUGGGGCUGUAUGCCAUAUACUUUGAUGUCUUGAUCGUCACGAGCGUCCUGGGCACGUAGCAGAAAUAAGCAAGAUCUAAAACAUAUGUAAAACAGCACAUGUCAUUCAAGUUUAUCUUGUCGCUUAUUAGUUGGCA
This is a messenger RNA of Lasiosphaeria miniovina, 1496 nucleotides long. RefSeq names its product alpha carbonic anhydrase. The record is from RefSeq and is a predicted model, not a curated record. The transcript is spliced from 4 exons. Gene Ontology annotation, molecular function: zinc ion binding; carbonate dehydratase activity. Bases 184 to 1212 code for a protein of 342 amino acids. Gene Ontology annotation, biological process: one-carbon metabolic process. Lineage: Eukaryota; Fungi; Ascomycota; Sordariomycetes; Sordariales; Lasiosphaeriaceae.